Molecule: messenger RNA, 1150 nt
Organism: Boeremia exigua
Lineage: Eukaryota; Fungi; Ascomycota; Dothideomycetes; Pleosporales; Didymellaceae
Product: RTA1 like protein-domain-containing protein
Exons: 2
Coding region: 216-1055 (279 amino acids)
Cellular component (GO): membrane
Source: RefSeq, a predicted model, not a curated record
CGGCCAUCUGUUUUGGUACCAAGAAGGUCGCGCGUAGUUUAAAUAUCUACAUCAUCUCAACGAUGAGAGACACUAUCGCUCUUUUGUUUGUUCCUUAUCUUACCUUUAACCGCUUCUUGAUUCUUUUCUUACCGAAUCCACCUUUCAAUCGCCAUCCAGAUCUCCGAGCUCUCCUUGUGUAUACUCUCCUAAACGAACCCAAAUAGCCAUUUAAGAUGGCAGGUGACACUGGUAUCUACCCGUACACGCCCAACAGGACGGCCUGCGUGAUUGCAGCUGUGCUGUUUGGAGCCAGUGCCAUAUACCACCUUUUCCAAUUGAUAAGAUCGCGCGCUUGGUUUUACACUUCGUUCGUCGUUGGAGCUUUGAUGAUGACAGCAGGUUAUGGCUUUCGUUAUGUUUCUGCAGGAUCUCCCGCCGACCUGGGACCCUACAUCGGGCAGUCUUUACUCAUCAUCCUACCGCCUUCGCUCUACGCCGCUACGAUUUACAUGAUAUACGGCCGACUAGUCCUCUUUGUCAACGCCGCAGAAGCCUCCAUCAUCCGCCCAACGCUGGUCACAAAAGUGUUCGUUUGCGGAGACGUGGUCGCAUUCUUCAUGCAAGCUGGUGGUGGCGGCAUGAUGGCUCAGGCUAGUAUGGCAAACAUGGGACAGAAGAUCAUGUUGAUUGGUCUCUUCGUGCAGCUACUCUUCCUCGGAUUUUUUCUCUGCAUCGCGCUGGUCUUCUGGAAACGCAUGACCAAGUCAUCGAAGCAGUACGCGAUCCCACAGUAUGGCAAACACUCGUGGGACCAACUCCUGAAGCUGGUGCUGGCCGCUGCAGUCGUCAUCAUCCUGCGAUGCAUCUUCCGUGUCAUCGAGUUUGCGCAAGGGCACGAUGGUUACCUCGUAAGCCACGAAAUAUACAUUUACCUUUUCGACGCAGCACCUAUGCUGGGUGUGCAGGUAAUGAUGCACUUCAUUUACGCAGCAGAGGUUUUUGGCGUGGGGAGAAGCUCAAGACUGGGAAAGACGGAGAGUGUCAUCGACCUGUACCAAAGAGACCGUGUGUGAAACGGCAUCAAGGACCAUCAUUGUCAUGGACAAUGCAAAGGGGCCGAGAAGUGAUGAACGGGGUAUUUUGUAGUGCGUCUGUGUUAAGUUAGCCC